AUGGAUAUUCAACCAUUAUUCAAAGCUGUUGGUUUUCUUCUCCUCUUAAUAUUUGGGAUACCAGGGAACAUCUUUAUCAUAUUCCGAUUCACCUACAGCAGGCUCCUUGAGAAGAAAUUACUACCCACAAAUAUCAUAUUGAUGACACUGGCUUUAGCAAAUUUACUUGUUCUUCUGUCUCGUAUCAUUCCUCAGUUCUUAAACGCCAUAGGUAUAAUAGAUUUGUUGGAUGACUCAGAGUGUAAACUGGUUAUAUUUACCUACAGAGCAAAUCGAGCAAUGUCAAUAUGUGUCACCAGUUUGCUCAGCUGCUACCAGUGUAUCCUUAUAACACCAAACACCAAAGUUUGGAUUAAUCUAAGAAAAAGAGUAACGCAAAAUAUUCUGUUUAUUAUAAUAGUGCUUUGGAUUAUUAACAUCUCUGUGUAUCCUUAUUUUGUUCUAAAUACCCUAGCUAGGAGAAACCUAACAACUUCACCAUAUACUUUACACUUGGUAUAUUGCGAUGCUGACUUUUUGAAUUAUAUUGCCUAUAUAGUUAAUGGAUUUUUUUAUGUUUUAAGGGAUUUUGUUUUUGUAGGACUAAUGAUUUUGGCAAGUAGUUAUAUUAUAUAUUCAUUGCUUCAACAUGAAAAGUGCAUGAAAGGCAUAAGAAGUUCAGACAAAUACAAGAGAAGGACAGUAGAAUACAAGGCAUCCAGGGCUGUCAUCUUGCUUGUUAUUCUGUACGUGAGCUUAUUUGGGUUGGACAACUCUAUGUGGAUCUACACACUGAAUCUUUCCAAUGUGAGUCCAGACAUGAAUGAAAUUCGAAUCUUCUUAGCAUCAUCGUAUUCAGCUCUAAGUCCUGUAGUCAUUAUAAUUACUAAUCCCAAACUCCAGCAAUGCUUUUUACUUUGUAACCGAAAGAGACCCCUAUCUUUGCCUUAUGAACAAUGUUUAGACAGCAAUGGACAAGUGUAUUCUAUUAGUAAAUAA
Molecule: messenger RNA, 978 nt
Organism: Spea bombifrons (plains spadefoot toad)
Lineage: Eukaryota; Metazoa; Chordata; Amphibia; Anura; Pelobatidae
Product: olfactory receptor class A-like protein 1
Exons: 1
Coding region: 1-978 (325 amino acids)
Biological process (GO): G protein-coupled receptor signaling pathway
Cellular component (GO): membrane
Molecular function (GO): pheromone receptor activity
Source: RefSeq, a predicted model, not a curated record